Molecule: messenger RNA, 867 nt
Organism: Adineta ricciae
Lineage: Eukaryota; Metazoa; Rotifera; Eurotatoria; Adinetida; Adinetidae
Source: the annotation of a GenBank genome assembly
AUGUCUAAAAAUAAUAAUCGGAAUAAAAGAAAAACAGAUGCGGACAAGGAACAUGUAGUUCAGACAGUUAUGAGCAAAUAUUUCGAAAAGAGCGAAACAAUCAAUCCAAUCGAAACCGAGCGCAAUAUCAGGAAACGACAAAAAACAUCAGAUGAACCAAAAUGGCAACCGCCAAAUUGGAAGGAACAAUGGGAGAAUAUUUUAGCGAUGAGAAUAAGGAACAAAGAUUUAGAACCUCGCGGUUGCGAUACAGUUGGCGAUAAUAUUACCGAUGACAAAAUUCGUCGUUUACAUGUUUUGGUGAGUUUAAUGUUAUCUAGUCAAACAAAAGAUACAAUGACAAUAGCAGCAAUGGAUCGUUUAUACGACGUUGAUUUUAAUAUACAAUAUGCACUUGAUGUCGAUGUUGAUGAUUUAGCGAAAAUAAUCUAUCCGGUUGGAUUUUGGCGACGAAAAGCUCAAUAUAUUAAACAAACAUGUCAGAUAUUACGAGAUAAAUACAAUGAUGAUAUUCCGAACACAAUUACAGACCUAUGUGCUCUACCCGGUGUCGGUCCGAAAAUGGCGUAUCUAGCGAUGGAUUUUGCCUGGAAAUCAAAUCAAGGUAUUGGUGUUGAUGUGCAUGUACAUCGUAUUUCACAUCGACUUGGUUGGUUACGAUAUGAUACGAAAACACCGGAACAAACUCGUUUGGAAUUAGAGUCAUGGAUUCCUCGAGAUUUAUGGGAUAAGAUCAAUCAUAAUAUGGUUCGUUUUGGUCAAACUCAAUGUUAUCCUGUUCGUCCUCGAUGCCCCACUUGUUUAAACCGAAAUAUCUGUCCAGCAAGUACUAGUAAAGACAAGACAAAGAAUGUCAAACAAGAAUGA